AUGAGCUAUUGGCUGUCGCCAUAUAAGGGGAUCGUAUUUAAGACCGACUCUCACUUCGCGUUCACUACUAUUGAUCGAAACGUCUUUUUGAUUCAAAACUCAAAGAAUAAGAUGUCUAACGGAUCAGUUAGAAGACCAUCGAUGGGUCGGCCAAUCAUUGGUAACCGUUCGGACAGAGACACCAAUAAUAACGCGGAACCGUUGGCCAGACAUUCGGAUCACAAUAACAACGCAAUAACCGAACCGAAUGACCAAUACUUCGAUUGGAUCAGAGAUAUGGUCACCGAUGGACACAACGACGCAAUCAUUGGCACCAAUGGUCACAACGACGCCAUCAUUGGCACCAAUGGUCACAACGACGCCAUCAUUGGCACCAAUGGACACAACGGCGCCAUCAAUGGCACCAAUAAUGGAUACAAUGGCAUCACUGGCGGAACCAAUGGCUUGAAUGGCGCGACGUAUGGCAGAGCUGACGGAACCGCUUACAGCUAUGGCGCCACCAAUCAUGGCAUCGAUAUCGUUGAGCCCAAUCCGAAUUACGAAGACUAUGAUCUCGCUCUUCAGAGCAAGACUAUCGCCGCCACCGGUGGGACCAGUUGUGCGUACCCUAAGAAGUCGAUGACCAAUGGCUCGUCUGGCGGUUCGGUUUCAGACUACGCACCCGAAGGAGUGAUGCACAGCAAGAGUUCCUCCCAUCGAUUGCAAUUAGGCAAGAUUUAUAACCCUAAGACUAACCACUCAUCUAAUACUCCAAUUCUUGGAAACCAAUACUCGCGCGGAACCGAUUCGUAUCAUCACAAUGAUACGGUCACUUUCGGGGGACCGCUGAACGGCAACGGACACCACAGCCGCAGCAAUGGCCAUAACUGGCCCAUUGGCCGCCCCCGCACUCCCAGCGUAAGCGACCCGUUGGGCGACCCGACAUGGUCUACACGUACCAAUCAUCUGAUCCCGAGAAUCACGGAACCCGACUAUCGGUUCCUUGAUCCCAAAUCAAAGGCCGAAAAGGAGGCAAUUGACCGAAUCCUGAAAGCGAUGUUAGGCGUGUCGAUGACGGCAACGGCCACCUACACGUGGACGGGACAGUUGCCGCCAAAGCGCCGCUCCAAGAACCCCAUCUACUCGUGCAAAGUAUUCCUCGGCGGCAUUCCCUACGACCUGACCGACGGUGACCUGCACUGCACUUUCGCCCCCUUCGGGCCCAUUCAGAUCCAAUGGCCGGGCAAAGAGGUGAAGUCGCCCAACGGUAACGGCGGCGGCGGUGGACACGACUACGGAUUCGGCGCUCAGGGAGGACACGGCGGUGGCGGCGGUUGUAAUAAAGCCGGUUAUGUAUACGUGAUCUUCGAGUCGUACGACAACGUGGCGGCGCUUCUGAAGCACUGCACCAUCAGUUACCGGGAUCUGGAUAUGGGUUUGCGCUACUACUACAACGUCUCGUCGCGGCGCCAGAAGGCCAAAGAGGUUCAGGUGAUCCCAUUCGACAUCGGCGACCGCUUCUACAUGAAGAACACCUUCUCGGGUCAGAUGGAACACUCGCGCACUGUCUUCGUGGGCGCCCUCCACGGUAUGCUCGCCGCCGAGGGGUUGGCCAAAGUGAUGGACGACCUGUUUGGCGGAGUGGUGUUCGCCGGUCUCGACACCGACAAACACAAGUACCCGCUCGGCUCCGGGCGGGUGUCGUUCGACAAUCAGGACAGCUAUUUGAAGGCCGUGUCGGCGGCGUUCGUGGAGAUAAAAGCGGCCCGUUUUCGCAAAAAGAUCCAAAUCGACCCAUACAUCGAGAACGAGUCGGUCUGCGCGGUCUGUCGUCGCCCCCAACAGACGCCCAUCUUUUGUAGAGACGACUUCAAGUACUUCUGCAUCGACUGCUGGGAGUGUCACAUAAGAGAUCCCGAUUGCGCCGAUCACCGCCCGAUUGUCAAGAAUAGGCCCACAGCUGCCGCCGCAUCGGGAGGGCUGCCCUCAGGAGGGCUGACAGUCGGUGGUCUCUAA
Messenger RNA from Medioppia subpectinata, 1995 nucleotides. Lineage: Eukaryota; Metazoa; Arthropoda; Arachnida; Sarcoptiformes; Oppiidae. The record is from the annotation of a GenBank genome assembly.